AUGUCUUCGCACGGCGUCCCUGCGGCGGAGGCUCUUCUUGCCUCCGGUCGGAACUCCGAGAAGCUAAACCUCCCAACUCUCCAAUCAAAGAUGAAGUGCGACCCUGAAGGCUACGAAUCGGAGCCUCAUCCGCAACCAAUUCAACUCCUCACUCGAACUCUUCCAGCAACAAGCCGCAAUGAACUUCACUUCCAUAUACGGAAUCAAUAA
Molecule: messenger RNA, 210 nt
Organism: Lathyrus sativus (Indian pea)
Lineage: Eukaryota; Viridiplantae; Streptophyta; Magnoliopsida; Fabales; Fabaceae
Source: the annotation of a GenBank genome assembly